This is a messenger RNA of Cylindrotheca closterium, 609 nucleotides long. The record is from the annotation of a GenBank genome assembly. NCBI's taxonomy places the organism in Eukaryota, Bacillariophyta, Bacillariophyceae, Bacillariales, Bacillariaceae.
AUGUCCUUCUUUCAGGCAUGUUUUGCCCUCUCCAAGGGAGAAAUCGAACCUCUGUUGCUUUUCAUUGUCGCAGUCAAGACACUAUCGAUGAAAUAUCCAGGAGCAUCUGCGAUUACGAUUGCCAAGACAGUUGAUUCGCUUCCUGCUUCUAUGCGUCCGCUCGAUCUAACAGAAAGAGACCUAAGAGAAACAUGGAUCAGGGCAAUAUAUCUAAUAAUGGAUCAUGUAGUCGACGACUUCGACGCUGGGACCAGUGACGACGACGAAGUAGCCGAGACCUACGGCCCUGUAUUGGCCGAUCUCGUGGCUAUCCAUCAAUCGGGCUUGGGAUUGAACAUUAACCAAUUCGUGGAGUCGCGCAGGGAUAUUCUGCUGCCUGUCAAAGAGAAGAAGAACAUCUUGGAACUAGAAAAUGAAACUGAUGGCGAGAACUUUGUGCAACUGGCUGUCGUGACCCAGACCAUCAGAGUACUUUAUACAACACUAGAUAUAUUGUCAGAAGAUGACAACGACGACAAUGUGAAAAGAGACCCAGAGUCGCAAUCGGAAUCUCCAUUGCCUUUUGAGAAGAAGGAGAAGAAGAAAAAGGGUGGAACGGGAUUUGCAUAA